This is a messenger RNA of Oryzias melastigma (Indian medaka), 3639 nucleotides long. Its product is annotated as beta-1,3-galactosyl-O-glycosyl-glycoprotein beta-1,6-N-acetylglucosaminyltransferase 4. The transcript is spliced from 2 exons. Gene Ontology annotation, cellular component: membrane. Gene Ontology annotation, molecular function: acetylglucosaminyltransferase activity. Lineage: Eukaryota; Metazoa; Chordata; Actinopteri; Beloniformes; Adrianichthyidae. Bases 664 to 1971 code for a protein of 435 amino acids. The record is from RefSeq and is a predicted model, not a curated record.
UGAGCACAUCUUGUGAGUUUCAAACUUUCACUUAAACAGUUUGCAGGAUCAGCUUUUUAAAAACCACCUCCUUCCUCAUCCUGUCUGCUCUAAGUCUGAGCUAGUUUUUUUCUUCUUUGUGUAAAGUUGUCAUUGGGUCAGAUUUCCUGAAGUGGCUGCUUUUACUUGGUAAUCCGGUGCGCCGCAGAGCGCAGAGCGCGGAGCUCCAGGUCACCUCAAGAGGUGUGGUUCUGUUCCUCCAACAUCGAAGGAGUUCGGAGUGGCGCGUAAAACUGCGACCAGCUUCUCUGGGGAAAUUUCAAUCAUUCUAGGAAAGCCCUUCCCCCUUUCCGGGUUCUUUUUUUUUUCUCCACCGUCUUCGCCAUCAGACCGCCGGAGCUUCGGUCCUUCUGGCUCAGAAUGGAGCUGCUUUCGGAACCGUCCGAACUGGAUCCGGACCGUCGGCUCCACCUUUGAGGCUGCGCGUCACGGAGCAUGAAGGUCCCGUUUGAACGGCGACUUCCGAACCUCGCGGGCUAAUCAUCAUCACACGGCUUCGGUUAUCGGAGUGGGAGGGAUGAUCGCGGGAAAGAAAAAGUGACAUUUUUACCUCCUCAGACUUUCAAGGUGACUUGAUGAGUCGGACCGCGAGGCGUUUGGAAAGGACGCACGAGGGCAGUAAGAAUGAAAGCACGCCGGUCAUGGUUGCGCCUAAAAAGAAAGCCGUUCAUCCCCUCCCUCCUGUCGCUGCUGACCAUAAUCGCCCUGCUGUUGGUCAACAUCAAGCACAGCCACAUUUCUGAGCCUACGGACCCUCCAGAAGUCUUAAAGAGCCUCCCGUUCCACAAGUAUGGCAUUAACUGUUCAGCUAUUUAUGAUAUGGACCCAGUGGAGGUCGGUAAAGCUCUUAUCAUCAAAAAGAACAAAGACAGAGAAGAUACGGAUGAAAGUCUUGCAGAGUUCACAGAAAACUGCCCCUCGUUUAUCAAAAUUAGAGGCUAUGAUAAUGUGUGUUUUUCUGACCAAGAGAAGGACUUUCCUCUGGCUUACUCCUUAGUUGUGCAUAAAAAUGCGUGGAUGGUAGAGAGACUGCUCAGGGCCACGUACUCGCCCGUUAACAUCUACUGCAUACACUACGAUCAGAAGUCCUCGCCUCAGUUUUCUGCCGCCAUGGAGGGUCUGGCCCGCUGCCUGCCCAAUGUCUUCAUCACCAGCCAGCGAGAGUCUGUCUUUUAUGCGAGCAUCAGCCGACUGCAAGCGGAUCUCAACUGUCUGUAUGACCUGGUGGAGUCAAAGGUCAAGUGGAAAUACGUCAUCAACCUGUGCGGCCAGGAUUUCCCCCUCAGGUCCAACAUGGAGCUGGUGUCGGAGCUGAGGAAGCUCAACGGCUCGAACAUGUUAGAAACGAGCCGGCCGUCCAACAUCAAGAAGCAGAGAUUCAGCUUCCACCAUGAGCUGAAAGACGUCAACUUUGAAUACAAAAAGAUGCCAAUAAAAACAGAUCAGGCGAAGACGCCGCCACCUCAUGGCAUAGAGAUGUUCAUCGGGAAUGCCUACUUUGUGCUUUCACGAGAGUUCAUACUACACAUGGCCUCCUCAGUCAUUGCCAUGGAUUUUUUUGAGUGGUCCAAGGACACCUAUUCCCCAGACGAACACUUCUGGGCCACGCUUGUGCGGGUGCCGGGUUUUCCUGGAGAGGUGGCACGGGAAAAGCCAGAUAUCACAGAUCUGAUGAGUAAGACCAGACUGGUGAAGUGGUCCUACCUGGAGGAGAAUCUGUACCCACGGUGUACCGGGGAACAUGUGCGUAGCGUUUGUAUUUACGGCUGCGGCGAAUUGCGCUGGUUACUCAACUAUGGUAGCUGGUUUGCCAACAAGUUUGAACCAAAAGUGGACCCCGUCCUCAUUCAGUGCCUUGAAGAGAGGCUAGAAGAAAAGCAGAGAUCUCUCUUCUCAAGGACUACCUUAACUUGUCAUAAGGGUUCAACUUGAAGGAACUGAUCAAUCAACUGUAAGCCAGCUGCUUUUUCUAUCUGUUCUUGGCACAUUUUUUUAAACAACUUUUAAAUUCUUGUCUUUGGUUGGAUAAAUGUUCAUGUUUUUUGGUGUUUUUGAGGGUCUGUUUUGCAGUUUGUUUCUUUGGCUAGUCCACUUUGUUUGGGCCGAUCAAAUCGGGUUUGCCUGAAGAUGGGGGGGGGGUCUCGAUUUGUUUUUAACUGACUCUUGGGGUGGUCUGCUACAGUGGAAAUGCAGAUGAAUCUAAAUGAUGAAGCUAAAAAAGAGGAAACUUAAACCAAAGAGAGCGAUGUAAGUGCUGUGCAUUUGAGUAAAAAACUAAGACCUUUGCUGAAAAUUUGUUGAAGGGUAAUUAUCGUAUUUUUUGGAGUAUAAGUCACUCCGUAGAAUAAGUCGCAGACACCAAGAAAUGCACAAUAAAUAAGAAAAAAAUUGGAGUAUAAUGCCACCGUCACACCAAUGACUGUAUAAGUAGGAACUGGACUGAUCAACCCCUCCAUUCUCGUGUUCCGAAUAGGAAGUACCAGUGGGUUGCAAGAAGGCAAAAGUCUCAUAGACUUCCGUUGAGAAAUAGUUAUUUCUCAGUCAUUUUAUUUGUCAGAAUAACUCGAAGAUAUUUUUUAUUUAUUUCAAAUAAGUGAAGUUGUAAACUGACAAAUCAGAUGCCUCAGUAAAAGCGUGUGGCGCUCACUGGCCCCGCCUCGAACGUUUGAUUGACAACUUCUCCCGUGCUCACUUCCAGUGGGAGGGGUGUGGCCUUCAAACAAGCCAGAACAACCUCACUCAUGAUUGGCGACACUAGAUCCUCUAAAAUCGUGACUCAGACCGACUCGGACUAACCGCUGCCGAAGGGUUGCAACCGUUUGCAAUAUGGCGGUAGACGUAUCAGGACAUAUAUUGGGGACCUCAGCACUUGUUAUGUCCAGCCCUCUACUUAUAUACAGUACUUAUAUAGUCAAUGGUUCACACCAGACUCAGAAACGUGCGCUCUGGAUAUAAAGUUUAAUGUAUCCAUGCACAAAUGCGCGUUUCAGGCUCCUGCGUUCAAAAUUCUCACGUUCACGCAACUCAAGUUUUGAAGUUUGUUUGCAGGCUCUACAAACAAAGCGCACACUGAAAGUUCAAAUUUUUAAACUUUGACCAAUCAGGGACUCAGCUUUGGAGCCUGUUAGCGCAACAUAUGAACAACUAUUCCGAUAAGCAUAGCCAACCACGAAGAACAUGCUAACAAGUCAACUAAACUCCAGAUCACUAAAUCCAUUGAAUUCUUCUUCGUUUGUGUUCCUUUUUGAAGGGAGGCUCGCAUUUCUUCUUCUGUGUUGCUUUCAGUAGCAAAUACUGAUACACACACCUACAGUGCCCUCUAAUGGUAGUAAACAGUAAAAUAACAAACACAUGAUCCUCUGUUUAAACUAACACCCCCAAUCAAACUAUGUGAAAAACCCAGACUUGUACUCUGAAAAAUACGGUAGAUGAAAAGUUUAAAAAUGUCAUAUGAAGACAAAGACGUGAAGCUGUGAUGAUUGUCAGGGAACUACAGACUAGCACUAUGUACUAGCUGGGCUUUCUUUUUUUUUUCUAACUGUGGAUGGUGUAUUGUCAUAAGUGCAAUGUGAAAGAAAUAAAGAUGUGAAAUUUAUUAGA